Corapipo altera (White-ruffed manakin) is the source of this 939-nucleotide messenger RNA. It is a transcript of the gene PYM1, whose product is annotated as PYM homolog 1, exon junction complex associated factor. Gene Ontology annotation, cellular component: cytoplasm; exon-exon junction complex. Gene Ontology annotation, biological process: exon-exon junction complex disassembly. The transcript is spliced from 3 exons. The record is from RefSeq and is a predicted model, not a curated record. Gene Ontology annotation, molecular function: RNA binding. The coding region runs from base 67 to 669 and encodes 200 amino acids. Lineage: Eukaryota; Metazoa; Chordata; Aves; Passeriformes; Pipridae.
CCCUGAGCCGCCGCGGGUUCGCCCGUGGCGUCACUUCCGGGGCGGGGCGGAGACGCGCGCGCAAAGAUGGCGACGCCCUAUGUGACGGACGAGACCGGGAGGUACAUCCCCUCCACGCAGCGGCCGGAUGGGACGUGGCGGAAGCAGCGGCGGGUGAAGGAGGGAUACGUCCCCCAGGAGGAGGUGCCCGUGUACGAGAACAAAUACGUGAAGUUUUUCCGGAGCAAACCGGAGCUGCCGCCGGGGCUGAGCCCGGACACGGCCCCGGCGCGGCCCCCGGGACCCCCCCAGGGCCCCCCCCCCGAGCAGGGCCUGUCCAAGGCCGCCCGCAGGAACCUCAAGCGCAAGGAGAAGCGGCGGCAGCAGCAGGAAAAGGCCCCGGAGCGGCCGCAGGACACGGACGGACUGAGCCCGGCGCUGGAAAAGCUGUCGCUGUCGGGGCCCGGCGGGACAGGAGGGGCCCCCCCGGCCCAGGGGGGCGACGGCGCCGGGAAUUCCGAGCGCAGCCGCCGCAUCAAGAGCCUGCGGAAGAAGCUGCGGCAGGUGGAGGAGCUGCGGCGGCGCCUCGAGGCCGGGGGGCUCCCCCAGCCCACCCAGGAGCAGCUGGAGAAGCUGGGCCGGAGGAAAGCGCUGGAGGACGAACUCAGGGGGCUCGAGUCGGACUCGUAGGGGGGGUUGGGGGGUCUCUGGGGGGUUUGGGGAGGGGGGAGGGCAGGGCCGGACAGGACGGUUGUUCCCGGCGAGGACCCGGCAGCUCCUGGUUUUUAAUGGAUCGAUGUGGGUUUAGGUGGGAGGGGGCCGUGCCCCCCCCGUGCCCCCCCUGCUCUUCCCACCCCCCCGUUCUGUGUCACAGCUCCUCCCCCCUGCUUAUUUCUCUUUUUCUCUCUUUUUUUCCUUUAUUUUUAAAAAUUGUGGAAGAAUAAAAACUGCAGCACUGAC